AUGGCGGUUUUCAGUCAGAGAAGAUAUGUGCUUCUAGCUUUGUGUGGGCUGCUCUUGUGUGGGCUGAUCUGGAUCACCGCUACGGCUGCCGUUUUCGAAUCCAACCAGGCUCAAUCUCGAAUUGUCGCGGAGAUAUCAGUCCCUGGUCACGAUGGAGCGCCGAUAAUUGGGAGAGACACUACUGUCUGCAAGACAUACGUCACCCAGGCCCCGGAUACCUGUAAGACUAUCACCAAGGGUCACGAUAUCACCAUGGCUCAGCUUCAAAUGUACAACUCUUACACGUGGAGGUUUGACUGUCAGAGCAUGCCCCAAGGCUCAAUUAUUUGUAUUGGUCCCGGCUUACCUCCGAUGCCAACGGCCCGGCUCAACGCGACAUGUGGCCCCUUGGUCCCUGGAACUACCAGACCGACCAAUUGGUCCGAUCUUGCUUCCUUGAACCCGUGCCCUUCAAAUGAAUGCUGUACCGGAGAUGGCAAGUGUGAAGCUUUUGGUGAUUACUGGUGUACUCCACGAGACGACACAUGUAUGUCAAAUUGCAGGUCUACCACGACCACGGCAAAGGCUGCAACGAAGACCACCACUACCACCAAACCGGAGAAGAUUUCAACGACCACCAAAGUGAAAACGACGGCGACCACCACUAGUCAAGGUCCCGCCUGGACGCUCGUCGCCGCAAUGAAGAUUACUAUCUGCUGACGGGGCAUAAAGACCAGGACUCCAAAUGCAUUGAUUUGCCUGGAGAUUAUCAAGCCGGCUCCGACAAUCAAACUGGUGUCUACUGUAAGUAAUUCACUGAUGGUGGGUUCAGCCCAAGUUCCUGUGCCUCUGUUCCCGUGGAGAAGGUUGUCUCGUGGUCAUUGACUGGGGGUGUUUGUGCGGCGUACGAUAAACCGUGCGGUGAAUCUGGAGGUCAGGCUAUCAGUAUUGAUUCUGAGACUGGUUGUCAGGCUGAUGUGAUGAUGAAACAUGUUGAGAUGAAAUGGCGCUCCGUCCGAUGUAUGGUACAUUGGUAUGAUAAGUUUUAUUCCUGGGCUUUUAUAGUGUGGCCAGGAAGGGCAGGC
Messenger RNA from Penicillium brasilianum, 1064 nucleotides. The record is from the annotation of a GenBank genome assembly. NCBI's taxonomy places the organism in Eukaryota, Fungi, Ascomycota, Eurotiomycetes, Eurotiales, Aspergillaceae.